AUGUUAUUCGAGUUAGAGAUUUCGGGAACGAAAUUAAGACAAUUUGAAAAUAUUCCAGAAAACGUUAGAAAAAAUCGUUAUCGUAAUACGCAAUGUAAAACGACAGCGACGGAUAAUACCGGAAAUCGAUAUACGAAAAGAAACGGAAGAUGUGAGUUGGUUUUAUUUCAAAAUCAAAAUGGCUGCCUUCUUCUUUCACUUUUUACCGUCGUAGAAUUUCAAAAUCAAGGUUGUGGAGCAUCUUCCGGUGAUAAUGGUACCUGUUUAACAUCGGCUGAAUGCGAAGAACGUGGUGGAGUAUCGAGUGGACCCUGCGCAAGAGGUUUCGGAAUUUGUUGCGUUUUUUUGGCAACUUGCGGACAAGACACGAAAGAAAAUUGUUCUUAUUUUGUAAGUCCGAAUUUUCCACAAUCUUACGACGGUACAGGUUCUUGUCAGUUGACCGUUCAUAAAUCUCAUCCGAACAUUUGUCAAUUUCGUCUCGAUUUCGAUCAGUUUAACAUAGCUGGACCGGAACCUAUAAAUAACAUUUGUAAUAAUGAUCAGUUUAUCGUUUCCGGUGGUAACACGGUACCGGGGAUUUGCGGAAUGAAUAACGGAAAUCACAUGUAUAUCGAUGCCGGAAGUGGUAUAACAAAUCCUGUCACAUUAACGUUUGUCACGAGUGGGCCAUCUUUUGACAGAACUUGGAAAGUAAAAAUAUGUCAAAUCCCUUGCGAUUCCGUCAUUAAGGCCGAAGAUGGUUGUUUGCAAUAUUUCACUGGAGUUUCUGGACAAAUCAAAUCGUACAAUUACGAUCCGGGAGCGGGUUUACAAUUGUCAAAUCAGGAUUACAGCAUAUGCAUAAGAUCGGAGAGAAAUUUUUGCGGGAUACAUUAUUCGCCAUGCGUCGAUCCGGUGAAUAAUUUUAGCAGCGCGUUCACUUUGAGCGGUAACACGUUGAGUCAAAAUCAAGUUGCUGCCAUCAUAGGUAGCGAUGGUCCUCAACCUUGCGAUUCGGAUUGGCUCAUCAUACCCUGUGCAUCGAAUGUGGGUACUAUAAGAGAUGGUCCGUAUCCAUGCGUGGAUAGAAUUUGCGGUGGAACAUUCAACAGCGAAGUUUCUCUCACUCCAGCAACUUUACUAAGCACAGUUAAGCCUUUCAGAUUAAUAUAUCACACAGAUGGUGCAGAAUAUCCGGAUGACGCAUCAAAUCAUGGAUUUUGUUUAAAUUACAUUCAACAACCCUGUACGAAUUUAUUAAACAGAGCAUGA
Molecule: messenger RNA, 1254 nt
Organism: Pediculus humanus corporis (human body louse)
Lineage: Eukaryota; Metazoa; Arthropoda; Insecta; Psocodea; Pediculidae
Exons: 7
Coding region: 1-1254 (417 amino acids)
Source: RefSeq, a predicted model, not a curated record